Molecule: messenger RNA, 2521 nt
Organism: Papaver somniferum (opium poppy)
Lineage: Eukaryota; Viridiplantae; Streptophyta; Magnoliopsida; Ranunculales; Papaveraceae
Product: heat shock 70 kDa protein, mitochondrial-like
Exons: 6
Coding region: 163-2211 (682 amino acids)
Biological process (GO): cellular response to unfolded protein; protein refolding
Cellular component (GO): mitochondrion; cytoplasm
Molecular function (GO): ATP-dependent protein folding chaperone; ATP hydrolysis activity; ATP binding
Source: RefSeq, a predicted model, not a curated record
AAACCCUCAAAAGAACCAGAAACUUCUACCACCUCAUUAAGCGGCUCAAAACAGUUCUCACUUCUCUGUGAAAAGAGGGUCCAAAACAAAAACCCUAAAACCCUAAACAAAAUUCAUCAAAAUCUCUCUCAGUAGUUCUUCUGAAAUCAUCUUCUAUUGUUAAUGGCGACUUCGAUUCUUCUUAGAUCAGCUCGAUCUGCUCUUAAAUCUACUGAUUUGGCUUCCAGAUGUAUGCCUGCAACUGGUGCAACAGCAUGGACUGCUGCUUCACCAUUGAGUAAGAGAUUGGGGAAUAUAGCUAGAUUAUUCAGCUCUAAAGCUAUUGGUGAUGAUGUUAUUGGUAUUGAUCUUGGAACCACCAACUCAUGUGUGGCAGUGAUGGAGGGGAAGACCGCUAAAGUGAUUGAAAACUCUGAGGGAGCACGGACCACACCUUCCGUUGUUGCCUUCAGCAAUAAGGGAGAAUUGCUUGUGGGGGUUCCAGCCAAGCGGCAGGCAGUGACCAACCCAACCAACACCGUCUUUGGUACAAAGCGUCUGAUUGGUAGACUUUAUGAUGACCCCCAGACACAGAAAGAGAUGAAAAUGGUGCCCUACAAGAUUGUUAAGGCUCCAAAUGGUGAUGCGUGGGUUGAGGCUAAUGGCAAGACGUACUCUCCCAGUCAAAUUGGUGCUUUUGUACUUACUAAGAUGAAGGAGACCGCUGAGGCCUAUCUUAACAAGGGCGUCUCCAAAGCUGUAAUUACAGUUCCUGCUUACUUCAAUGAUGCACAGAGACAAGCUACAAAGGAUGCAGGGCGAAUUGCUGGUUUAGAUGUCCUGAGAAUCAUCAAUGAGCCAACUGCAGCUGCUCUUUCUUAUGGGCUGAACAAUAAGGAGGGACUCAUAGCAGUCUUUGAUCUUGGUGGUGGAACCUUCGAUGUGUCUAUCCUUGAGAUUUCCAACGGUGUUUUUGAGGUAAAAGCUACCAAUGGUGAUACAUUCUUGGGUGGAGAGGAUUUUGACAACACUCUGUUGGAGUUCUUGGUCAGUGAGUUCAAGAGGACUGACUCAAUUGAUUUGUCAAAGGAUAGAUUGGCUCUCCAGAGGCUUAGAGAGGCAGCUGAGAAAGCUAAGAUUGAACUGUCAUCUACCUCCCAGACUGAAAUCAACUUGCCUUUCAUCACAGCUGAUGCUUCAGGAGCUAAGCACUUGAACAUCACAAUGACUAGGUCCAAGAUGGAGUCCCUGGUGAAUCAUUUGAUUGAAAGAACCAAGAACCCAUGCAGGAGCUGUUUGAAGGAUGCUGGUGUGUCGGUCAAAGACAUUGAUGAGGUUCUUCUUGUCGGAGGAAUGACAAGGGUUCCUAAAGUUCAAGAAGUAGUGUCUGAGAUCUUUGGCAAGAGCCCAAGCAAAGGUGUGAAUCCUGACGAAGCUGUUGCCAUGGGUGCUGCUAUCCAGGGCGGUAUCUUACGUGGUGAUGUGAAGGAACUUCUAUUGUUGGAUGUCACUCCCCUGUCUCUUGGUAUUGAAACUCUUGGUGGCAUCUUUACUAGGUUGAUUAACAGAAACACAACCAUUCCAACUAAGAAGAGCCAGGUGUUCUCUACAGCAGCUGACAAUCAGACUCAGGUUGGUGUACGUGUGUUGCAAGGUGAACGUGAGAUGGCUUCUGACAACAAGUUACUAGGGGACUUUGAACUUACGGGUAUCCCCCCUGCACCCAGAGGGUUGCCCCAGAUUGAAGUCACUUUUGACAUUGAUGCCAAUGGUAUUGUAACUGUAUCUGCCAAGGACAAACAAUCUGGUAAAGAGCAGCAGAUUACCAUCAAAUCAUCUGGAGGUCUUUCUGAGAGUGAAAUUCGGAAGAUGGUUGAUGAGGCAGAAUUACAUGCUCAAAAGGAUCAGGAGAGGAAGGCCUUGAUAGACAUGAAGAACAGUGCAGAUACCAGUCUCUACAGCAUGGACAAGAGCUUGAGCGAAUACAGGGACAAGAUCCCUGCAGAGGUUGUAAAGGAGAUCGAGGAUGCCAUAUCUGACCUCAGACAGGCAUCUGCAGGAGAUAAUGUGGACGAGAUCAAGGCCAAGCUUGAUAUUGCAAACAAGGCGAUCUCUAAGAUUGGUCAAAAUAUGGCUGGCGGUUCAGGCGGUGACUCUUCUUCUUCAUCAGACGGUGGUGCCAAAGGUGGUGAGCAACCUCCAGAAGCUGAAUACGAAGAGGUGAAGAAAUAGAGCUGCAAUGUUGUGCUCGACUCGUAUGUGACGUGAUACUUACGUUUUCAAGAGUGAGUGAAUCAUAAUAAUUCUGAGUUUCUUGGAUACUACCUAAAAAAUUGUUGACCUUGUUUUUUUAUUCAAGCUCUCUACUAUGUUAGGUUAGGUUCCAUUUAAACACUGCGCAGAGAGGUCUUAGGUUUUUCUUCUUCUUACUUUUGAUUUUGCGGAUGCUAUUAAAACUUCCAAAGGGCGUAAAUAUGUUUAAAUUGGUAACUCAAAAGGGAAUGAAUGUUAAAUAGUUUAUUUUGGCCAAGCCUAUCUGACC